This is a messenger RNA of Metarhizium acridum CQMa 102, 1803 nucleotides long. NCBI's taxonomy places the organism in Eukaryota, Fungi, Ascomycota, Sordariomycetes, Hypocreales, Clavicipitaceae. The record is from RefSeq and is a predicted model, not a curated record.
AUGAGCCAACAACCCCACGACAUGGGUUACCUCGACUACACAGGCCCUGCCAGCCGAUCGCCGACGUCGUCACGACAAAACUAUGGAGCUGGCUUCGCUUCCGGUCUGACUUUGCCUCGCCAACCGCAGCGGCCAUUUGAUGUCCCGCUCGGCUCUUCGGCCCUGUAUCCUUCGGAUAGAAUAAGCAGCGGAUACAAUCCCAGGGCGAUUGACAGCAUGUCUGGCCAUGGUGGGAUGCCUGGUGGCUAUAUGCUGGAUAAUGGGCAAUCAUGGAACUACAACUCUGUCGGCGUUGCUACCGUCAACGGGGCCAUGAAUGGACCAAAUCGUCAGCGGAGUGUCAACCGACGAGCUGCAUUGCCCCAAACCUGGACAGAUCAAGGCGCCAUGGGGAUGCCCAACAACGGACUCUCAUCAUUCCCGGGUAGUCUGAAUGGGGGGCAACUGCCCAAUGGUGGACUUCGUGUUGAUCAUGGACAGGCUCACACGUCACCAGACCUGCGCUCGACCGCCUCGGAUGGCGACCAGCUUAUCCCUACCGCAAUUGUUAUCAAGAAUAUCCCCUUCGCUGUUCGAAAGGAAACCCUGGCCUCCAUCAUGCUAGACUUGAAUUUGCCUCAGCCAUACGCAUUUAAUUAUCACUUUGACAAUGGCGUGUUUCGCGGACUCGCUUUUGCCAACUUCCAGUCUGCCGAGGACACCAGGGUGGUUAUUGAAGCCAUGAACGGCAUGGAUGUCCACGGACGAAAGCUUCGAGUUGAGUACAAGAAAAUGCUGCCAGAAGCCGAACGAGAGCGCAUUGAACGAGAAAAACGAGAGAGGCGUGGACAACUCGAGGAGCAGCAUCGUGCUCCAAUUCUUCAUCAGCAGAGCUCGAUUCAAUCACUGGGUGGCAUGUCGCAGACACAACAGCGAACACCGUCAUCUCACCUGGGAGAUGUCGAUUUGAACGACCCCCAGAGCCUCGAAUUUUACACUGAGCUUGUCAUGUUCAAACGAGAUGAUAGUCGUGAGAUUUUGGUGUUCCCUGCUGGUAUUAGCCCAGAACACCGGCGAUCCAUCCAUAUCUUAGCCCACCACAUGGGCUUGGAGCAUCAAUCCAUCGGUGAAGCUGACUCUCGCCAAAUUACGGUGUUGAAGCGACAACAGCCAUCUCCCACAGCAAACAUCCAAAAUAUUCCAGCCAACAGCCUUGACGUGCAUAAGCGUGGCUUGAGCCGGGCCGCAACAUUUGAUUUUGCGGCGGAUCGGGAAUCUCGAGCCGCAGCCAAUAAUUAUUCGCAUGUGAUGGGCCGGCAAGGUCCCACGUUGGAGCUUCCAGGGAGCCCCGACGGUAGCGGUGUUCCUAACAAUUUACGGGCAGCCAAGAGCUUUGCUGAUCUGCGGUCAUUCACGCCCAGCCCUUCGCAAGCGUCCUCCAGUUAUCUCGCCCCAGGUGGCGGUCUGAACAACAUGGUUCCCGGCUCCACCGCUCGUUUCGGCGACUACCAGCCUGCCCACCCUGGAAAUCCAGGAACACCAGGCCCCAAGGGGGACAGUCUCAUCGCGGGUCUCAGCGGAUUGAACCUCAGUCCUUACGACUCGAACCCGCUACAGUCGCAGGGCAGGAACGCGCCGGGGGCUAUUGGCAGCCAGCGACCUGGUGUCUCCAGUAACAGUAAGGGCGCUCCUGAGAGGCAGCCUCGUGGUCCCGAGUGGGAGUCAACAGGUGGCUUUGGCGGCCGUGGUCGAGCUAACGGACAUAUGCAGCGAGGCAGCGGUACGUCUGGGGUGAGAUGCGUCUAUGUCGAUGUACAAAGCUAA